This is a messenger RNA of Catharus ustulatus (Swainson's thrush), 3058 nucleotides long. Its product is annotated as small conductance calcium-activated potassium channel protein 1-like. NCBI's taxonomy places the organism in Eukaryota, Metazoa, Chordata, Aves, Passeriformes, Turdidae. Gene Ontology annotation, biological process: potassium ion transmembrane transport. The transcript is spliced from 10 exons. The record is from RefSeq and is a predicted model, not a curated record. Bases 67 to 2928 code for a protein of 953 amino acids. Gene Ontology annotation, cellular component: neuron projection; neuronal cell body; plasma membrane. Gene Ontology annotation, molecular function: small conductance calcium-activated potassium channel activity; calmodulin binding.
GUCACAGCAUGUCCCCUACGGGCACGAUGUGUCCCCACGGGCAGGACAGUUCCCUGUGGUCACAUCAUGUCCCCCCCGAGCAGGACAUGUCCCCUGUGGUCACAACGUGACCCCACGGGCACGACAUGUCCCUUGUGGACAGGACAUGGCCCUGUGGUCACAUCAUGUCCCCUGUGGUCAAGACUUGUCCCCUGUGGUCACAGCGUGUCCCCCACGGGCAGGUCACAUCCCCUGUGGGCAGAACAGAUCCUUAUGGACAGGACAUGUCCCCUGUGGUCACAACGUGUCCCGCACGGGCAGGACAUGUCCCUUGUGGACAGGACAUGUCCCCUGUGGUCACAACGUGUCCCCCACGGGCAGGACAUGUCCCUUGUGGGCUGGACACGUCCCCACCACCAUCGAGGCCACCCCAUCUCCCCAUGUCCCCUCCGUGCCACCCACCGCGUCCCCCUCGUGUCCCCUGUCGCGCAGGUCGCCCCCGCGCCGCCGAGCCAUGCGGGAUCGCCCGGUGCCGUCGCCAGCCGAGCCAUGAGCAGCUGUCGCCACAAUGGGGGGGUGACACGGCCCCGGGGCCACCCGGGCUCCUCCAGCCACGGCCAAACCCAGCCCUGCGCCAGCCCGCGCCUCCAGGUGCUCGUGUCGCGACAGGAGCAUCCCGCAGCGACAGAAACCGCUCGCGUGGCCACCAGAACGGCUCGGGAGGCGAGCGAGGAGCGGGCGGGCGAGCGGAGGAAAAAUCAGAAUAUCGGCUACAAGCUGGGCCACCGGCGAGCGCUGUUCGAGAAGCGCAAACGCCUGAGCGACUACGCGCUGAUUUUUGGCAUGUUCGGCAUCGUGGUGAUGGUGACGGAGACGGAGCUGUCCUGGGGGGUCUACACCAAGGAAUCGUCGUAUUCGUUCGCGUUGAAGUGUCUGAUCAGCCUGUCCACGCUGGUGCUGCUGGGGCUCAUCGUGAUGUAUCACGCCAGGGAGAUUCAGCUUUUCAUGGUGGACAACGGUGCCGACGACUGGCGCAUCGCCAUGACCUCGGAGCGCGUGUUCCUGAUCGCGCUGGAGCUGCUGGUGUGCGCCAUCCACCCCAUCCCCGGGCAGUACCUGUUCACCUGGACCGCCCGCUUGGCCUUCACCUACGCGGCGUCGGUGGCCCACGCCGACGUGGACAUCGUGCUGUCCAUCCCCAUGUUCCUGCGGCUCUACCUGCUGGGCAGGGUGAUGCUGCUGCACAGCAAGCUCUUCACGGACGCGUCGUCGCGCAGCAUCGGCGCCCUGAACAAGAUCAACUUCAACACGCGCUUCGUCAUGAAGACGCUCAUGACCAUCUGUCCCGGCACCGUGCUGCUGGUGUUCAGCAUCUCAUCGUGGAUCGUGGCGGCGUGGACGGUGCGGGUGUGCGAGAGGGACAAACUGUACCACGACAAGCAGGAGGUCACCAGUAACUUCCUGGGGGCCAUGUGGCUGAUCUCCAUCACCUUCCUGUCCAUCGGCUACGGGGACAUGGUGCCACACACGUACUGCGGCAAGGGCGUGUGCCUGUUGACCGGCAUCAUGGGCGCGGGCUGCACGGCUCUGGUGGUGGCCGUGGUGGCGCGGAAGCUGGAGCUGACCAAAGCCGAGAAGCACGUGCACAACUUCAUGAUGGACACGCAGCUCACCAAGAGGGUGAAGAACGCCGCGGCCAACGUUCUCCGCGAGACGUGGCUGAUCUACAAGCACACGCGGCUGGUGAAGAAGCCGGAGCGCGCCAAGGUGCGCACCCACCAGCGUAAGUUCCUCCAAGCCAUCCAUCAAGCUCAGAAGCUCAGGAGUGUGAAGAUGGAGCAGCGCAAACUCAGCGACCAGGCCAACACCUGGGGGGACCUGGCCAAGACUCAGGCUGUGAUGUCGGAGCUGCUGGCGGAGCUCCAGGAGCGCCACGCGGAGCUGGAGAAGCGCCUGGGGGCGCUGGAGGCGCGGCUGGAGGCGCUGGGGCUGAGCCUGCUGGCCCUGCCCGGGCGGGUCCGGCAGGCGCUGGGCCAGCAGCGGGACCCGCUGGGCUACCAACGAGACAGCCUGGGCUACCAGCGGGACAGCCUGGGCUACCAGAGAGACACCCUGGGCUACCAGCGAGACAGCCUGGGCUACCAGAGAGACACCCUGGGCUACCAGAGAGACAGCCUGGGCGAGCAACGGGACACCCUGGGGCAGCACUGUGACACCCUGGGCUACCAGAGAGACAACCUGGGCUACCAGAGAGACAGCCUGGGCUACCAGAGAGACACCCUGGGCUACCAACGGGACCCACUGGGGCAGCAACGGGACACCCUGGGGCAGCACUGUGACACCCUGGGCUACCAGCAAGAUCGACUGGGCUACCAACGAGAUCCCCUGGGUCAGCACCUGGACCCCCUGGGCUACCAAUGUGACCUCCUGGGCGAGCAACGGGACCCCCUGGGUUGCCAGUGUGACCCCCUGGGCCACCAGCGAGAUCCCCUGGGCUCCCUGGAUCUCCUGGGCCAGCAACGGGACCCCCUGGGCCACCAAUGUGACCUCCUGGGCCACCAGCGGGACCUCCUGGGCCACCAGCGGGACCUCCUGGACCACCAGCGGGACCCCCCGGGCCAGCAGCAGGAUACCCCGGGCCAGCAGCGGGAUCUCCUGGGCUACCAAUGUGACCUCCUGGGCCAGCACUGUGACCCCCCGGGCCAGCAGCGCGAUCCUCUGGGCCACCAGCACGAGCCCUCGGGCCACCAGUGUGACCCCCUGGGCCACCAACGUGACUCUCUGGGCCACCAGCGGGAUGCCCCGGGCCACCAACGUGACCCCCCGGGCCACCAGUGUGACCCCCCGGGCCCGUGUCCCCCCCGCCUGUGCUCGGUCACCGCCCCCUGCAGCCCCGCUCGGCACCCGGGACCGGCCCAGAGCCCACGGGCGGCCUCGGACAGCGGCUGAGGGGACAGGGACAGUGUCACAGUGUCACAGUGUCACUGAGUGUCACCUCGGACAGCGGCUGAGGGACAGGGACAGUGUCACAGUGUCACUGUGUCACCUCGGACAGCGGCUGAGGGGACACGGGGACAGG